AUGAAUAGUAAUCUUAUAAGCCUGUCUGCUUAACUUAUGUAAGCAUAAGACAUUUAAAAGUAUUUAAUAAAAGAUGUAAGAUGAAUAAUUAAACUUAAUAGUUCAAUCGAACCACUCUAAAGUUGAGAUACUUUGAAUAAGGAUAUAAUGAUGGAAGACCUAUUUCUUUGAAUAAAGCUUAUUUAGAGAGACAAGAUGAUGAGAUUUACAAUGAAGAGAGAAUGAGAAAAGCCAAACCAAUGUAUAGAUUAAUGUUUGGAACUGAAUUUCAUAUUAAAGAAUUGUCAAAUAGAUUAAGAGUAUUACUAAAAGAAUUAGGUGUUCAUGUAGCAGCCUAAGAUACAAGAGGAUUAAAUAGUCAAAUAACAUUGGCAUUUGUAGAUCUUUUAGAAGAAAUUUACAUAAUUUAUAAAUAGACAAUAAUGUAAGGAGAAGAGAGUUAAUAAUAUUUUAUGAAAAGUGUAAUGAAUGUAUUAGCUACAUAUAGAGGAUAUGAUUUUAUUAUUAUUGAACCAAAUUACAAUGAAGUUUAACUUUAAAUUCUUUAUUCAACUAUGUAUGAAGUAGAUAGUUCAAUUGACAGAAUUAUGGCAUAGACUCUACAUUAAGAAGAUGAUUAAUCUAAAUAAAUUAUAGAAUAUGGAACAUUUAAUGAUUUUAUAAAACAUUAUAAGGAUGUUAUUAAUAUGAAUCCAUUAAAUGUGUAAUCUAAUUGGGAAAUAUAAUUUUAAGAAGAACAAUAGUAGAAAGAAACUAAUUAGAUUGAAGUUAUAUAAGACAGAGAAAAAAUUAAUUAUUUACAAGAAUUUGAUAAACAAUUUCAUAAUGUUUUAGUAAAAGUAUCUCCAGAAUUUUGGCCUUUAUUAGUAUUUGAUUUAUUAAAGGAUUUAUGUGAUAAAAAAUUAAGUAAUUAAAAUUUGGAAUGUAAAUUUUUUGAUAUAUUAAAAAAUGUUAAAGCUGCAUAAUACUUAUUAAUUUAUAGAAAAGAAAUAGUUAAAUUUUUAACUGAAAAGAAAUUUUAGGAUAUGUAAAAUCAGUAAUAAAAGCCAUAGAUUUAAAAUAAUGGUAUAGCAACAUCAAAUCAUUAAUUGUUAGCUAAAAUAGGAAUAGAUGUUUAAUAAGAAGGAAUGUUAGGAUUAAAAAAAUAAGAAUUUUAAAAUUAACCAAAAGUUUAAACAACUUUUUAAGAAGGUUUAAUAGAAUUUGAUCCAGAAUAAUAUACAAGAAUGGAAUAAUAAACUUUGGUUAGAUAUUUUCCGACUUCAACUAGAACAGAUAAAUUAGAAUAUUUAUAUAUAAGAAUUGAUCCAUUACCUAAAAAACCAAUAAAAGAGGAUAAAUUAAUACCAAUUUAAGAUCUUCCAGAAUGGGCAAGAAAAGCAUUUGAUGGAACAAAUAGUUUAAAUAUGAUUUAAUCAUAAAUUUAUCCAAAAGCAUUUUUAACUGAAGAAAAUCUAUUAGUUUGUGCACCAACAGGAGCAGGUAAAACAAAUAUAGCAUUAUUGGCAAUACUUCAUGAAGUAUCUAAAAGAGUAGAUGAAAAGGAUAAAAGAUUAAAAGAUUAAGAUUUCAAAAUUGUAUAUAUAUCUCCAAUGAAAGCAUUAGCGAGUGAAAUAGUUGAAAAAUUUUAGACAAAACUUAGAUAUUUGGGAAUAAAAGUAAAAGAAUUUACAGGAGAUAUGUAAUUAUCUAAAAAAGAAUUAUAAGAAACACAUAUAAUAUUAACAACUCCAGAGAAAUGGGAUGUUAUAACAAGAAAAACAAAUUAAAUAAGUGAAUAAUUAAAAUUAUUAAUUAUUGAUGAAGUUCAUUUACUUAAUGAUGAAAGAGGUCCAAUAUUAGAAUGUGUAGUUGCUCGUACACUUUUAUAAGUUUAAAGAGCUUAAAGACAUAUAAGAUUAGUAGGUUUAUCUGCAACAUUACCAAAUUAUUGGGAUGUUGCAAUAUUUUUAGAAUGCCAUAAAGAUAGUGUUUUCUUUUUUGAUCAUACUUGUAGACCUGUACCAUUAUGUUAAAAAUUUAUUGGAUGUAAAGAACCACAUUAAGCACCUGCAAAGGGAUAAAGAAGAAGAACUAAAAAAGAUAUUUAAAAUGAAUAAGCAUAUGAAUUAAUGAGUGAAGUAGUUAAGCACAAUAAAUAAGUAUUAAUAUUUGUACAUUCUCGUAAAGAGACAGUUGUAUAUGCAAAAUGGAUAUUAGAAAGAGCUAGUAGAUUAGGGGAUAGACAUAUUAUAGGUUAGACUAAAAUAAAUUGUACAAAAAUUAAUGAUAAUGAAUUAAAAAAACUAUUACCUUAUGGAUUAGCAUUUCAUCAUGCUGGUAUGUUAAGAGCAGAUAGAAAUUCAGUAGAGAGAUUAUUUUUAAGUGGAGAAGCUAGAGUAUUAAUAGCAACAGCAACAUUAGCUUGGGGUGUUAAUUUACCUGCAUUUGCUGUUAUAAUUAAAGGAACAGAUGUUUUUGAUGUAAGUAGAGCAGAUAUGUAAAAUUUAUGUGUUUUGGAUGUAUAAUAAAUGUUUGGUAGAGCUGGAAGACCAUAAUUUGAUGAUAAAGGAGAAGCUACUCUUAUUACUGAUUUCAAUAAUGUUGGACAUUAUAUGGGUAUGUUAAAUAAUGCAAGUUAUAUUGAAAGUAAAUUGUUGACAUUUCUAAGAGAAGCUUUAAAUGCAGAAAUUGUUUUAGGAAAUAUUACUAAUUAUACUGAAGCAUAUAAUUGGAUGUGUCAUACAUUUUUAAGUAUUAGAUUAAGAAGAAAUCCUUUACAUUAUGGUGUUUAAAAAGAAUUCGAUGAUUUAGAAUUAGACUGUGAUACUUUAGUUUAAGAAAAAAUUGAAUAAGCUUUAAAAUAAUUGGAUUCAUUAAAAUUGGUCAGAUAUGAUACUAGAAAUCAUUUAGUAACAUCAACAGAUUUGGGUAGAAUUGCUUCACAUUACUAUAUAAAAUGUGAAACAAUGAAGAUUUUGUGUGAUGAAAUGGGUUUGUCAUUUGAUUAAUAAGAGAAAUAAAAAUUUAAUGAUAAAAAUUAAUAUUAAUUACUUAAGAUUAUUGCAAAAGCAAAAGAAUUUGAGAUGAUAAGAGUGAGACCAGAAGAAACAAAAGAAUUAUAAAAGAUAUAUGAUGAAGGUUGGGCAUUUGAUGAAGAUCCUGAUAUCAGAAGUGAUUAAUUUGAAAAUGAGAGUGUUAUUGAUACUUAAGAAAAAGUUAUAGCACUUAUUAGUGGUUAUCUUGUUAAAAUUAAUCUGGAAAAUUAUGCUUUAAUUAUGGAUACUCACAUAAUUAUUUAAAAUACUAUAAGAUUGUUGAGAUGUAUGUUGGAUAUGGCAAUAAAAAAAAAUUAAGCAUGUAUGGCUUUGGAACUAUUAAAAUUAUGUAAAUUAAUUGAAAAUAGAAUGGGUCCUGGUUAAAGUCCACUCUUUUAAUUUAGUAAGGAUAACUUUUCAGGUUUUAAUACUAGAAAGAUAAUGAAAUCUAAAGAUGCUUAUAUGCCAAGAGCCUGGAUAGGUGCAUUGGCUGAUACUACUAUCGAUGCAUACAGAAUGAAACAUGAAGAUGACUCUAUUCUUGCUACAAUAUUAACAAUUCCUUAGAAUUUGAUUUGUCAAUUUAAAGUUUAUUUAAAUACUUUACCAGAUUUGGAAAUUGAAUAUAAGGUUAAGCCUAUAUCUUAAACUAUUUUAUAAUUGAUUGUUUUUAUAACUCCAUUAUUUAUAUUCAAUAGCAAAUGGCAUUUAAAAAAUGAACCAUUUUGGCUAUUUGUUGAUGAUUCUGAAGAGUUAUUACAUUCUGAGGAAUUUUUAAUGGAUAUGGAUACUAUAAUAAGAAAAAAUACUAUGUAAAUAUCAUUUUAUGUUCCAUUUAAUUCGAAAUGUAAGUUUUAUCAUUUGACAGUUUAAAGUGAUAGAUGGAUAAUGUUAGAUGGGGAUUUAUCUUCAGUUAAAAUAGAUUUAUCAAAAGUAUCAAUGUAAGAUGAUUAAAUAGAUUUUACUGAACUUUUAGAUUUAUAACCUUUACCAGUAAGUGCAUUAAAUAAUCCCGAAUUCGAAUAAUUAUACCAUCAAUAUAAAUACUUUAAUCCAAUAUAAACAUAAGUAUUCUUUGGAUUAUAUAAUACUGAUGAUAAUAUAUUGAUAGGUGCACCAACAGGUUCAGGUAAAACAAUAAUGGCAGAAUUUGCAAUGUUAAGAGUAUUCAAAUAGUCACCAUAAUUUAAGGUGGUUUAUAUAGCACCUUUAAAGGCAAUAGCAAAAGAAAGAUUGAAAGAUUGGACAAAGAGAUUGAAAGAGAUAAAUAAAAGUGUAUUAGAAUUAACAGGAGAUUAUACUCCAGAUUUAUAAGCACUUUUAAAGGCUCAUGUAUUAAUAACAACCCCAGAAAAAUGGGAUGGUAUAAGUAGAAGUUGGAAUAAUAGAGAAUAUGUUAGAUAAACAUGUCUGUUAAUUUUUGAUGAAAUUCAUCUACUUGGUUAAGAUAGAGGUUAAGUAUUAGAAGUUAUAGUUAGUAGAAUGAAUUCAUUAAGUUAUGAUACAAAUAAGAAAACUAGAAUGAUUGGAUUAUCAACAGCUAUGGCAAAUGGAUUAGAUGUCAGUAAUUGGUUUGGAGUUAAGAAGGGUAGAUUUUAUAAUUUUAAACCUUCUUGUAGACCUGUUCCUGUAACUAUACAUUUUAAUGGAUUUCCAGAAAGAGCCUAUUGUCCUAGAAUGGCUACUAUGAACAAACCAGCAUAUCAAGAUAUUAAGAGAUAUAGCGAUGGAAAGCCAACAAUUAUUUUUGUAUCAUCUAGAAGAUAAACUCGUUUGACAGCUUUAGAUAUUAUAGCUUUAGCUAUGUAAGAAGGAAAUGAAAAACAAUAUAUCUAAACUACAGAAUAAGAAUUAGCCUAAAUUUGUGUCAAAGUUGAUGACACAUAAUUAAAAUCUGUUUUGUAAUAUGGAAUAGGAAUUCAUCAUUCAGGUUUGGAUAAAAAUGAUAGAACUAUUGUUGAAAAUCUAUUUGUUUAAGGAAAAAUUUAAUUAUUAAUAGCAACAUCUACUUUGGCUUGGGGAGUUAAUUUUCCUGCAAGAUUAGUUAUUGUUAAAGGUACUGAAUUCUUUGAUCCAAAACUUAAAAAAUAUGUAGAUUUUCCAGUUACUGAUCUUCUACAAAUGAUAGGAAGAGCUGGUAGACCUUAAUAUGAUACUGUAGCUACUGCUUGUGUAUAUGUUGAAUAAAGUAAAAAGAAUUUCUACAGAAAAUAUCUUAAUUCUCCUUUUCCCAUUGAAUCAAGUCUACUUUAAGGUAUUUCUGAUCAUAUUAAUGCUGAAAUAUCUUCAGGAGUUGUUAAGAAUAAUUAAACGUUUAUAGAUUGGAUCACUUGGACAUAUUUCUUUAGAAGAUUGGUCAAAAAUCCCACAUUUUAUAAUUGUUCUUCUACUGAUAGUAAAUAGAUAUAAGAAUAUCUAAAUAACUUAAUUGCCAAUACUAUUAGUGAAUUAGUUUCAUCAAAAUGUAUCACAUAAGAAGAUGGUUAAUAUGAAUCAACCUUCUUAGGCAAAUUAGCUGCCUUUUAUUAUCUUAAACAUACAACAUUAAAGCAUUUUGAUGAAAAAAUAUAAAAGGAAAGCAAAUUUGAAGAUUUAUUAUUGGCUUUAGCUUAUUCUAGUGAAUUUGAUGAAGUACCAGUUAGGCAUAAUGAAGAACAUUUAAAUGAAGCCUUAUCAAAAAUAUGUAAAUUAAAAUGUGAUAAAAAUAAAAUGGACUGCCCUAAUGAAAAAGCUUACUUGUUGAUUUAAGCGCACAUUUUCAGAUUAAAAUGUCCUAUUAAAGAUUUUGAGACAGAUCAGAAACUUAUUUUAGAUUCUUGUAUUAGAAUAAUAAGUUGCAUGAUAGAAAUAUCUGUUCAUAAAGGUUAUCUAUAGACAACUAUAAAUAUUAUUUAUAUGUUGUAAACGAUGGUUUAAGGUUUUGUAAAAAAUGAUGAGUAAAUUUUAAUGAAUUUACCUCAUUUACAUAAACUUAAAUAAGAAUAAUGUAUAAACAGAGUUAGAACUAUUAAAGAUUUACUGUCAUUUUUUAAUGUAAUUAUAUAUAUCUAAUUUUUUAGCUUAGAGAUUUUGAAAAUUUUUUAUAAACAUAUGUUCCUUAAAAAGAAAAUAUUGCUGAAAUAAUGAAAGCUAUAAAUGCAUUACCUGAUGUCAAAUUAGUUUAUACUAAAACUGAAAAUUAAUUAAAGGUAAAUCUAAAAAAUGAAAGCAAACCUGAUAACAGGGUUUAUAUAUAGAAGCUUAGCAAAUAAAGAGAAGCUUCAUGGUGGCUAAUUCUUGGAGAAGAAGAUCGUAUUGUUUAAAUGAAAAAGGUUUAUUUGAAAAGCACAGCCAGUAAGGAUCUUGAUGUAGUUGAUUGGAAUAAAAAUUACAAAUUAUAUUUGAUGUCAGAUUCUUAUUUGGGUUUGGAUCAGAUAAUAGAUAUAAAAUGA
Messenger RNA from Paramecium sonneborni, 6448 nucleotides. Lineage: Eukaryota; Ciliophora; Oligohymenophorea; Peniculida; Parameciidae. The record is from the annotation of a GenBank genome assembly.